Molecule: messenger RNA, 3591 nt
Organism: Xyrichtys novacula (pearly razorfish)
Lineage: Eukaryota; Metazoa; Chordata; Actinopteri; Labriformes; Labridae
Source: the annotation of a GenBank genome assembly
AUGAAGUCCUGCAGAGCUGGACCUCCAGAUGGAGGUUAUGGCUGGGUGGUGGUCAUGUCCGCCUUCCUUGUCAUGGGCCUCACUGCAGCUGUCCUCAAGAACUUUGGACUCUUCUUCCUGGACAUCCAGAGUCACUUUGAAGUCCCAACCAGUACAACUUCAUGGGUCACCUCCACCACGAUUGCUACAUUUCACCUGGGAGGUACAGAUACAACUUGAUGUCAUGAGCUGUUCUCAUCAGUUGUUUGAGAUGGUCUUAUCAUUGUUUGUUAUUUUCUCAGCUCCACUGGCCAGUGCGCUGACACUGCAGUUUUCUCAGAGAGUUGUCAUCAUUAUCGGAGGUCUUCUGGCCUCUUCAGGGAUGCUGCUAGCGUCUCUGGACCUCAGUCUGCCCUGGCUCUACCUCACAAUGGGUGUCCUGCAAGGUAAAACACUCAGGAUUAACUCUGAACUUUUGGAGGCUGUUUUCAUUUUCUUUCAAAAGUUUGAUCUGCUUUGGUCUCAGGAAUUUCAUCUGUUACCUAAUAAGACACUUGCUGGUAUUUUGGUCAGUGUCCAACUGGUGAAACUGGUCCAACUGAAAAUUUUAACUACUAUAGAAGCACAACUAACAGAGAUGACAUUUUCUUGUUAAAACAGCCAGAGAACUUAAAUUAAUACUGAAAAUGAAAUCUAGUUGAAUCUCUCAAACAUAUUGCCUGAUAUAAUUCUAGUUUUCAUCUCUAAAGGGGAAUUUUCAAUCUGAUUUCUCCCGCCUUUUUUAGGUCUGGGAAUUUCCUUCUCCUGGAUUCCUGCCAACAGCAUGGUGAGCCACUACUUUGCACGAUGGCGUCCCAUCGCUUACGCCAUCGCAAGCUCAGGGGAGUGCGUCUUCGCCGUCAUGUUUAGCCCCUUCUUCCAGUGGCUGAUCGACAUGUACACCUGGCAGGGGGCCUUGCUCAUCAUUGGAGGCCUUCAGCUCAACCUGUGUGUGUGUGGCGCUCUCAUGAGACCCCUGCAGAUAGUCCAGAUCCCGCCUCAAGGAACAGAAGACAGUCUGGAAGGUGAUACUCCUGCUCCCCCACCAAAGAGAAAGUUUUUCUUCCAGUGUGGGCUGAUGAGGAAGCUGGAAUUCCUCCUCUACAUCCUGUUUGCCAUCUUUGCAGCAGCAGCUUUUUUCAUCCCUCCUCUGUUUUUGGUCCCCUUUACUCAAAGUUUGGGGAUCGAUCAGUACUGGCCAGCCAUGAUUCUCUCCACUCUGGCUCUUGCCGACCUGGCCGGGAGGCUGAUCUGCGGGUGGGUUGCCAACAUGAGGCUGUGCAGGAACCUACAACUGCUCUCUAUGAUGGUCACUCUGCUGGGCGUGGUCCUCCUACUGCUGCCCAUCAGUCAGAACUACUGGGCCAUUGUGACUUUUGCUUUGCUUUACGGCUUCCUGUUCGGCUGCGUGGUGGCGAUUCAUGUCACCUCUAUCGUGGAUAUUGUAACACUGGAGGGAUUUGACAACGGGCUGGGGCUCUUCAUGCUUUUUCGGAGCAUAGGGGGCUUUGUGGGUCCACCUGCUGCAGGUGAGCAGUCUUUGUUAACGGCCUCUGGUGAAGGAAAAUGAGAAGGAAUGUAAAGAUUUGCAUCAGUGAAAUGUGUCUGUGCUUGUUUAGUGACCAUAAAUGCAAAAUUUCAGUGGGGAACAGAGGCUUUUAAGUGUUGGGUGUCAUUUAAGAGAGAGGUUUUGCAUCCAGUACUACAGUUUGUGGGUUAUAAACAUGGUUCCUCUAGUCUUACAAUUACAUGACUCAGGGGAUAUGCUUAAGUUUCUUCUUUAAGCUCCUCCUGCACACCUACCUGUCCUGAGAGGAUUCAGGUUUCUGUGACUUUGUUGAGUCUCUUACUGGCCAAAACCAGAACAUCAUUAACAAGGUCCUGCUGGACAAGCCUGUCUGUGCACAUAGUUUUUUAAGUCUGUGUGGUUGGAAAAGUAGAAAUUAGUGUCUGUGAGCUGUGACUGGACACUUUUAGAGACAAACAAUGCUGCUGUAGUAAUCUGCACUCAGCAGCAACAUGAAUCACUGAUCUUUUAUGAAAUGUAGUGCAGACAAAAGACAUCUCAUUUGGCUUCAGUGUCCUUAGACCUACAGUCACUUCACAUUAUCAUACUGUGCUAUAAUAGUAUGGUAUGAUAAAAAUGUAAAAUUUUAGUAUCAUAAAAAUGUCAUAAUACAGUAUGAUAAAAAAUAUUGUUAAGUAUGACAAAAAUGUCAAAUUUUAGUAUAAAAAAGAUGUCAGUAUAGUAUGAUAUAAAAUGUCAUAGUUUAGUAUAACAAAAAAAAAUCUAAUUUUGGUAUAAAAAGAUGUCAUAGUUGGUAUGUUAACAAUGUCAUAAUAUAGUGUGAUGAAAUUUUUUUUCCCGUUUUAGAAUAAAAAAUGUUUUAAUAUAGUGUAAAAAUUUCACAUUUUUCACUUAAUAUAAAUAAACAUUAAAUACUAAUAAAUGUCAUAGUAUUGUUUGAUUAAAAUGUCAUAGGAUAGUAUGAAAGAAAAAUCAUUUUUAUUUUGAAAAAAUUCAUAGUAUAGUAUGAUAAAAUAUGAUGUCAUAUUGUAGUAUGGUAAAAAUUUUCAAUUUUAGUAUGAAAAAAUUUGUCUUAAUAUACUAUGAAAAAAAAUUCUAGUUUUAGUAUGAAAAAAAUAUCAUCACUCUCAUUAUGAUAUUUUGACUGUUUGCUAAAGCUCCAGUCAGGAACUUUUGGUUUGUGUCGGUUCUAGCGCCCCCUGUGGAUGAGGUGAUGCCCUGUUCCAUACAGCAUCAGUUUUGUUUGCUUUGAAGGUUUCAGGAGGCAUCACUCAGAAAGUUUUCAUGUAAACAAAACAAGGCAAUGUAUUGUAUUAGCCUGACUGAAACUGGACUUUAAAAAACUAUGUAAACACGUUAGUCAAACUGAAAUUGCUCAAAGCUGCGCUUCUUAUAGUCAGACUAACAUACCUGGAUAAAGAUGGGGGGUAAACAAAACCUUGCCAGAGGAAGAAGGGAUGUAAAAACACAAACUUUCCUGUCCGUCCUCACACGAGGACGGCCCCGUAUUGUCUUGGCGUCGGCACCAAAACAUGUAUCACUGGUUACACAUCGUAUUGUACGUAGGCUUAGUGCAUUUACAUGACAACGCAAAAUACCCUGUAGUACAUACGCUCGGCCUAAAGGUGACACUGGGAAAUUGCCACAAAGCACCAAAUACAGAGAAUGCGCAUACGCAUACAAGAUCGAAUAGAUAUGCAGAUAAUCUAAGGUUGUGGUGUAUUUCUUUGUACAGGUAACACUGAUAUAGCUUUUGUCCUGAAGGAGGUCUACAAGCUCCUCUGUUUGUUUCUUCAUUCCUUGUGGCACUUCAUGAUCUAACUCAUGUUUCACCUUCAGGCUGGCUGGUGGACGAGAUGAACAACUACAGCAUUGCCUUCUACCUCUCAGGCCUCUGCUUGAUCACCUCAGCCAUGUUUGUCAUCGUGGUCGACUGUCUGGUUCAGAGGAGGAAAGUCCUGGAGGCUGAAGUUCAUCAGGUGACCAACACGAGUAGCAGGGGGAGAGGAAUGUCAAAUCAAGAGAUCCUGUUACACAACAAAUGA